AUGGCUGACAAUGGUGAAAUCAAGAUACCUAUUUUUGAUGGUGAAGAUUACGCCAUGUGGAAAAAACGAUUAACAAUGUCGCUCAAGUUGAAAAAGUGCGCAGAUAAUAUUGAACGAGCAAAGACGGACAAAGAAGGCGAAGAAUGGGACGCAAAAGAAGUGAAAGCAAUAAGUCUCAUUUAUAACGGUAUUUCCAAUAAGCAAAUGGAAUUCAUUAAUGACGAAGAAACGGCAUAUGACAUGAUUAAAAAAUUUGAUAGUUUAUAUCUGAAAGAAUCAACGGCUUUACAAAUUGUGUACAGAAAUAACGAUUUUGAAAAGUGCAUUAAUGAUUUAAAAAGUGCGGGUGCAAAAAUUACAGAAAGAGAAAAACUGAAUUAUAUAUUGAAUACUUUGCCGGAGUCCUAUAGCUAUAUAGGCGAUUUAAUUGAUGUAUUAAAAGAAGAAGAACAAACGGCAGAAUAUAGGAAAAUUACAAGCCGAGGUCAAAUGCAUUCAUGUCCGAUAGAAGAAGGUGCUUCAAAUGUGGAAAAGUUGGUCAUAUUCAGCGAGAUUGUAAAAAUGGCGACCAAAAUGCAAGCGGCAGUUCAACAUGGCCAUCUACGCGAGGCAGAGGCACGCAUCGAGGACGUGGCAACCGUGGAAGAGGCAGAGGCCAAAGAGGAAUGCGCGCGCACCAAGCCGAGCAAGAAGGAGAACAAAAAGAAUACAACAGAGCUUGGAUUGCGAGAGUUGACUGUAAUACAGCGCAAAAAUUUAACAUCAUAUUUCAAUGAUACGUCAUGGAUUAAUCCGUCCGAGGCCGAUACGAUAGUGGGUGAGGAACCAGAUGCGGUGUCUCUUGUGUCAAUUUUAGUUGUUGGCAUUUUCCUGUCAGUGCUGAUAUUUCUAUCAGUUGCCGGUAAUAUACUCGUCUGCCUCGCCAUUUAUACGGAACGUAGUUUACGGCGCAUUGGGAACUUAUUUCUGGCAUCAUUAGCGAUAGCGGAUUUAUUCGUCGCAUCCCUGGUGAUGACAUUCGCCGGCGUCAAUGAUCUGUUGGGUUAUUGGAUAUUCGGCGCGCAAUUUUGUGAUACCUGGGUCGCCUUCGACGUGAUGUGCUCAACGGCGUCCAUUUUAAAUUUAUGCGCCAUCUCAAUGGAUCGCUACAUACACAUAAAAGACCCACUCAGAUAUGGUCGUUGGGUGACACGACGCGUCGCAGUCAUUACCAUUGCCGCUAUUUGGCUGUUAGCCGCAUUUGUCUCGUUUGUGCCAAUCUCGUUGGGUCUGCAUCGACCGGAGCAGCCGUUAAUCGUUGAGGAUAAUGGAAAACGGUAUCCCACGUGUGCGCUGGACCUGACGCCAACCUAUGCUGUCGUUUCCAGUUGUAUUAGUUUCUAUUUCCCGUGCUUGGUCAUGAUUGGCAUCUACUGUAGACUCUACUGUUACGCUCAGAAGCACGUAAAGUCCAUUAAGGCGGUCACACGUCCUGGUGAGGUGGCCGAAAAGCAACGCUACAAGAGUAUACGACGCAACAAAAAUCAACCGAAAAAGUUCAAAGUGCGCAAUCUGCACCACAGUUCGCCCUACCAUGUGUCCGAUCACAAGGCCGCCGUCACGGUUGGCGUCAUCAUGGGCGUCUUCCUAAUCUGUUGGGUGCCGUUCUUUUGCGUCAACAUAGUGGCCGCCUUCUGUAAAACUUGCAUCGGCGGCCAAACAUUCAAAAUACUCUCAUGGCUUGGGUACUCCAACUCAGCCUUCAAUCCCAUAAUUUACUCCAUCUUCAAUAAGGAAUUUCGUGAUGCUUUCAAACGUAUACUGACCACAAGAAAUCCAUGGUGUUGUCGGCAAGAAGUCGGCAACAUACAUCCACGCAAUAGCGAUCGUUUCGUAACCGAUUAUGCGGCGAAAAAUGUGGUGAUGAUGAAUUCAGGCCGCUCAUCAGCCGAACUGGAGCAAGUGUCUGCGAUUUGACCAAAACGCGCCGCUUCGGCAUUGGUUUGCUGUGUAUCGAGUGCGGAUGCUGCAUCGCUGACGACGACAUAUAUUCCGUGAGAUUCGGUAACGGUGGCAACCACGACCAUCGUGGAGGCUAUGCCGGUUGUGACGGAAAUGGAAACGGAAUUAGUUUAAAAUUGCUGAAUUUUUGGAAGCGCCGCGCGUUGUAUGCUGAGCGGCGCAAAAGGCGGGAUGGGUGUUGUAUUUGCAUAGGCAGAACGCAGUGUUUGCGCGGAGAUUGUGAAGGUGUUGGUGUAAAAAUAAAAAGUAGAACGUAAAAGGUAAUCGUGCUGAAGGCGAAUUUUACGCGCUGCUAAUGGCGCAGCUAAAAGAGGAGGUGAGUGACCGACCGACUUACAGACCAUUUAACAGUUAGUAACAGGGAUAAAACAGGGUGAGCAAUAUAGAGCUAAUGAGACUUUUGUAAACAUAAUGGACAGUAUGUGUUUGUUUGUAGGUAUGUGUGUUGUGAAUAUAUUAUUACUAGGUAUAAAUGUUUGUACUUUUAAGCUAAUUCAGUAGGUGAUAUUCUGUUUACUGUUGAUGAGUGAAAGCGUCUUUCUUGUAACUUUUCUGUGAAAUGAGUGAGUUGAGUUUGAAUAUUUACAUAAUUAAAAACUUUAAAUUUGUACGGACAACAUAAGCUAUCUGCCAUAAAGUUUACUGUUUAUAUUAAAUUUGCCAGACUUGUAAAUAGUAAAGGUAUUUCAAACAAUGUAAACUUCAAGAUUGCAAUAUUUAAUUUUUAGUGCUUGAAAAAUGUUAAUGGACUUGAAAGAAUUUCUAAAAAUAUAAAAAUAAAUUAUUGAACACUGAAAUAGAGUAAAAUUAGCAAGUAAUCAAAUUAAGUGUAAAAAGUU
This is a messenger RNA of Anastrepha ludens (Mexican fruit fly), 2840 nucleotides long. RefSeq names its product dopamine receptor 1 (gene Dop1R1). Bases 1 to 1956 code for a protein of 651 amino acids. The record is from RefSeq and is a predicted model, not a curated record. NCBI's taxonomy places the organism in Eukaryota, Metazoa, Arthropoda, Insecta, Diptera, Tephritidae. Gene Ontology annotation, cellular component: membrane. Gene Ontology annotation, molecular function: G protein-coupled receptor activity. The transcript has 8 exons. Gene Ontology annotation, biological process: adenylate cyclase-activating adrenergic receptor signaling pathway.